Molecule: messenger RNA, 656 nt
Organism: Mauremys mutica (yellowpond turtle)
Lineage: Eukaryota; Metazoa; Chordata; Testudines; Geoemydidae
Product: stress-associated endoplasmic reticulum protein 1-like
Exons: 3
Coding region: 69-269 (66 amino acids)
Biological process (GO): endoplasmic reticulum unfolded protein response
Cellular component (GO): endoplasmic reticulum
Source: RefSeq, a predicted model, not a curated record
CCGGCGCAUGCGCGGUUGGUGACGUGGCGUCUAGACCAGUCCGGGCGGGGGGGGGCCCCGGUGGGAUCAUGUCCGGGGUGCAGCGCAUGAGGGUGGCGAACGAGAGACACAGCAAGAGCAUCACCCAGCGGGGGGGGCUGCACCGCGCCCCGAAAGCCCCCCCAGAGGAGAAAGCCGCCGUGGGGCCGUGGCUGCUGGCCCUCUUCGUGUUCGUGGUCUGUGGCUCAGCUAUCUUCCAGAUAAUCCAGAGCAUCCGCCUCGGAGGAUGAUGGGAAACGCCGCUCUCCCUGCCGCUCCUCUUCUCAGGGAAUUCUGGGAUACCUCCUGGACCUCCAGUGACCCUCUGUGAUGUGUUGCUGCCGCGCUCCCUAACCCCCCCCCCGUGUCCGCCUGCCAAUGCUUCCCCCCUUCUUUUUGCUUCCUUGUAUGUUUCCAGCCCCGGGGGGGGGGGGGGGGAAGAGGGCGACUCCCCUUGCGUUCCCCCCCCCCGCACAAAGUGGGGGUGUCCCCCUGAGGUCCUGUGAAGGCAGCCUGGAGUUCGGUCAUGGUGUGUGUGGGGGGGAGGAUUUUCCCUUAAAAUCUGAUUCCCACCCCCGGGUUUCGCAAUGUCUGAUUGUUUACUGGAAAUACAUUAAAUGUUGGAAUUUUUAAUAAAA